Molecule: messenger RNA, 4134 nt
Organism: Acanthochromis polyacanthus (spiny chromis)
Lineage: Eukaryota; Metazoa; Chordata; Actinopteri; Pomacentridae
Gene: cert1
Product: ceramide transporter 1
Exons: 18
Coding region: 600-2477 (625 amino acids)
Biological process (GO): ER to Golgi ceramide transport
Cellular component (GO): Golgi apparatus
Molecular function (GO): phosphatidylinositol-4-phosphate binding
Source: RefSeq, a predicted model, not a curated record
CGGGGCUCCUCCCCCCGACCCGAAUUAAGACAAGCUAGUCCACUACUGCUAACUGAACUGCGGAACCACAGCAGCCACUCCGUUGCUCGUCAUUUGUACACUGAAGUUGAGGUGUAGCGAUAAAAACGAAGGCCUCGUAGACCGCUCUGUCUUUUGUUACCGACCGCAGCCGAGAUAGAGAGCCAGAGCAGUCACAAGUUGCUGGUUAAGUUAGUGCUAGCUUGCUGCGUCGUUGACAGCUAACGCUAACUAAGUUAGCUCGUCUCAUUGGUAUUCGACGUCAGUUUCAAAACAAAGCCCGCAAAACGGAGGAACUGAAAGGCAGCUGUCACCUCCAGAAAUGCGUGUUAACAGACCAGCUAGCUCGGUUUGAGUCUGUCAGACGACCUGAGAUAAAUACCGCUAUCCGGCUGCUGUUUUGUGCAGUCAGUUAAUGCCUAAUUAACAUUGUUUUGCCGACGUUAAGCUAAGUUGAAGAAGCUGUCAGCAGGUUUGGCCGUGACGCGUUUGAACCGAUAACUAAUCUAGCAGCGAGCGGUAAGCUACGUGGAUCUGUAGAUAAAAAUCAGAUUAAAGUUUCCUCUGGAACUUGGAAUUAAAUGUCCGAAAAGAGUUCAUCGUCCGGUUCGGAUGAGGAUGUGGACCCGGAAUCCGGACAGCCAGUGGAGUUUGGAGGCGUUUUAAGCAAGUGGACAAAUUACAUCCACGGGUGGCAGGACCGAUGGGUGGUGUUGAAAAACAACACUUUGAGCUACUACAAGUCACAGGAUGAGCGGGAGUACGGCUGCAGGGGGUCUCUGUGCCUCAGCAAGGCUGUCAUCACACCUCAUGAGUUUGACGAGUGUCGUUUUGACAUCAGCGUGAACGACAGCGUCUGGUACCUCAGGGCUGAGGAUCCUGAACACAGACUCCAGUGGAUCGAGUCAAUAGAACUGCACAAGGCUGAGUCUGGUUACGGUUCAGAAACAAGUCUGAGGCGUCAUGGUUCCAUGUUGUCUCUCACCUCAGCAGCUAGUGCCUUGUCUUCAACAUCCACAUCCUCCUUCAAGAAGGGGCACAGGUUGCGUGAGAAGCUAGCAGAAAUGGAAACCUUCCGGGACAUUUUGUGCAGACAAGUGGACACCCUGCAGAAGUACUUUGACUCCUGUGCCGAUGCUGUUUCCAAAGACGAAUUUCAGAGAGACAGAGUAGUGGAGGAGGAUGAAGAUGACUUUCCUACUCCUACUACUGCAAGACCCGACGGUGAAUAUAAUCACAACAACAAUGGCAGCAAAGAGAAACUGUUUUCUCCUGCCAGCCCCAAAGGUAUGAACGGGAUUGACUUUAAGGGUGAAGCCAUCACCUUCAAAGCCACCACAGCAGGCAUCCUCUCUACGUUGUCCCACUGCAUCGAACUGAUGGUGAAACGAGAGGACAGCUGGCAGAAAAGACUGGACAAGGAGCUGGAGAAGAGGAGGCGUGUAGAAGAUGCCUACAAGUCUGCUAUGAAUGAACUGAAGAAAAAGUCGCACUAUGGAGGGCCAGACUACGAGGAGGGGCCCAACAGUCUGAUUAAUGAAGAUGAAUUCUUUGAUGCGGUUGAAGCUGCACUGGACAGACAAGACAAGAUAGAAGAGCAGAGCCAGUCAGAAAAGGUCAGGAUACCUCGACUAACUCCAGUGCCUCCUGGUGACGCCUACUCCACCAUCGGUACACACCGAUUUGCCAACAAGCCCCAUAGCCAUUCUUCUUCCUUGUGCUCCGUCGAGCUAGUCAGCGCUUCGGAUGACAUUCACAGAUUCAGCGCUCAGGUGGAGGAGAUGGUGCAGAAUCAUAUGACUUAUUCCCUUCAGGAUGUGGGUGGAGAUGCCAACUGGCAGCUGGUAAUAGAAGAAGGAGAGAUGAAGGUGUACAGGAGAGAGGUGGAGGAGAACGGUAUCGUCCUGGAUCCUCUCAAAGCCACACAUGCUGUGAAGGGGGUAACAGGACAUGAGGUCUGCCACUACUUCUGGGAUACAGCUGUCCGAAUGGACUGGGAGACCACCAUUGAAAAUUUCAACGUUGUGGAAACGCUCUCUGACAAUGCUGUCAUUGUUUACCAGACGCACAAGAGAGUGUGGCCGGCCUCUCAGAGGGACGUUCUCUAUCUGUCAGCUAUCCGAAAGAUUCUGGCAACAAAUGAAAAUGAUCCCGACACAUGGCUCGUCUGCAACUUCUCUGUGGAUCACGACAACGCUUUGCCUACAAACCGGUGUGUUCGUGCCAAAAUCAAUGUCGCCAUGAUCUGCCAAACACUGGUCAGCCCACCUGAAGGCGAUAAAGAGAUCAGCAGAGACAACAUCCUUUGUAAGAUCACCUAUGUUGCCAAUGUAAACCCGGGAGGUUGGGCUCCAGCUUCUGUCCUCAGAGCCGUGGCCAAGAGAGAGUAUCCCAAGUUCCUCAAACGCUUCACCUCCUACGUCCAGGAAAAAACUGCUGGGAAGCCUAUCCUCUUCUGAACCCAAAAGGCUUGUGGAGAGCCGAGGUUCCCCCUUAAACAGACCCGUGUUGUUCAGAAGGCUCUUGAUGACCACGUGACCUUUUCACCUAUCAGUUAGAAUGUGUUUUCCAACUACUACAUGCAGGACACCAUAUCAUCAGGACGUCCCACCGGACACCUGCUUGAAGAUGAGACUGGUUUUAUGGCUUUAAUGCAUCAGUAGUGGUCGCCUCAGCUCCAUUAGAAUGGCUCAGCACCAUCUGGUGGGUCAUGGGUACAUUUGUAUGUACAUAAAUUCAAGAGUUUCCCAAGUGAGUUUAAAUUGUUACCGAUUACUUGCUUUUUUUUGUAAAUUGUUUUGUACAUUUCUUAUGAUUACAUACUUCUCGACUUUUUUUUGGGUUCGCUUUAAUCACUAGUAUUACAGCUACUUGUUCUGCUGCUGCUAAAAUAACUACCAUGAGAGAGGAACAUCAGAUAUUUACAGGAAGAGCACUGAUGAGGCGUGGUACACUAUCUCCUCUUUCUUGCCUUCUCCUGUCCCUCUUGUGAAAACUCUCUUUUGCAGUUUGAUGGGGGGUCAGAGCCUAAAGCUUUGAGAUCUUUAUAUUUCUAGAUUGUUAUAAAGUAGCUUUCAGAGAGCACCGUGGACACAAUGUAUUGUACAGAGAAAACAGAAUAAGUUUUCAGUUAGUUUACCAACAUGAGAAAUGUGAAUUGACUGUUAAGCGCUUGAAUUUGAUGACAGUAAAUGGGCCAAGGAAAUACAGAGUGGGAGAUAAAAAGCAUUUACUAAUUCAUUUAUUUUGGACACAGCUGAACUGAUGAUAGUAGGCUGUGGUCUUUAGAUGCUAAGCUGCAGUCAGCAUGUAUCUGUCUUUAGGUUACUGGCAGAUAUUUGCAAAUAACCAGCUGUAGUGUCUGAUCUGAAGAUUUCUCUCUUUGAUUGAGAGAUGAGCGGGUGCAUUUUGUACACCUGAGGGUUUUUCCUUCCCUCUUUCAGCCCCUAGUAAAGCAGGAAAAGUGUCUGUCCCUUCAUGAGUGUCAGGUUUGUCAAUCAGUCCUGCUCCUUCCGUGCAGGACAAGGUAAAAGUUGUAAAAUGUUGAGCAGGAUAUCAUCGACACCCUACGCUGAGAUUACAUUUCACACGCCACACUACAGUGCAGUGGCCUCCUGCCCUUUGACUGAUAAACUACCCCCAAAAUGCCUUAGACACCGGGAUGAAACCUAAAAGUCCUGGCUUUCUCUACUGUACAGCCACCAGACGUGCAUUUAUCACCACUGAAAUGAAGCUGGGUGGGGUUUGGGGGGUGGGGGUCAGCAUUUCACAUCAUCUUACCUCAAGAUUUAAAUUGACUUUGUUUAAUGCCAUCAACAGUUGGGAGUUUUUGCAACCAUAAGAUCUGCAUGGUUGGAAAAAAAUUCACCAUGAGAUUUUUCAGUCUAAGAGGUCAGAGGUUGGGGAGGAUCCAGAUAUUUGUUUUCGCUGAUAAUUACAAGAGCUGGAUGACGAGCAUUGUCAGCUGAAGAAUGCAUUUAGUGUUUUUAAUUUUGAUAUUUUGUCAGUAAUCUACACACUUUGUAUAUUUCUAAGUUGUACAUCAGAUGUGUUAUUUGCACUAAAUGUAAUGCAAUUUGACAAUGUUCUGUAAAUUAAAAUGAUUACACAACAGAA